Messenger RNA from Stegostoma tigrinum, 2518 nucleotides. RefSeq names its product cell cycle checkpoint control protein RAD9A-like. Bases 15 to 1289 code for a protein of 424 amino acids. Gene Ontology annotation, cellular component: checkpoint clamp complex. The record is from RefSeq and is a predicted model, not a curated record. Gene Ontology annotation, biological process: DNA repair; mitotic intra-S DNA damage checkpoint signaling; cellular response to ionizing radiation. Lineage: Eukaryota; Metazoa; Chordata; Chondrichthyes; Orectolobiformes; Stegostomatidae. The transcript has 12 exons.
UAGGAGAGCGGUAUAUGGGAGAGGAAGCGUUCGGGUCGAGGAUGCGGUUCGUGGUGACAGGCGGCAACGUGAGCGUUAUUGGGAGAGCAAUACACGCACUCUCGCGGAUUGGUGAAGACUGUUACCUUGAGGCAUUCGAUGAAGGACUGGCUGUCCGGACAGUGAAUUCUUCACGAUCGGCUUUUGCAAGUUUCCUUUUUGCUCCUGCCUUCUUCCAGAAGUAUGAUCCCAGCAUUUGUCCGACAUCUGAGCCUGACGCAUCCCCUUCACAAACGGAGAAUUUCCGCUGUAAAAUCGUCAUGAAGUCUGUCCUGGCCGUUUUUAAGUCACCGUCCACUCUCGAGAAGACUGUGGAGAAAUGCAAGAUUGCACUAGGCCGAGGAAUGGAUCAGCUCAUCAUCCAACUUCUCUGCAAAUAUGGCAUCACCAAAACGCACAACCUCACCUUCCAGGAGUGCGAGACUCUGCAGGCUGUAUACAACAAGGAGCAUUGCCCAAACACAUUACGAGCGCAGCCCAAGUUAUUCACUGACACAGUCGUUCAUUUCCCUACCAACCUCGAGGAGGUGACUCUCGAGAUCAAAGGUCGGCGGGUCUAUUUCCGAAACUACAUUGAGCCGGAUACAGAUCCCAGGAAGACAAUGCACACAGAGAUGGUUCUAACCCCACUCGAAUUUGAUGAGUUCUCCAUGAAGGACGAGACAGAGAUAACUUUCUGCUUGAAGGAGCUGAGGGGGCUAUUGGGAUUUGCAGAGGCCUCAGGACUUCCUGUCACCGUCCACUUCCAGGGCCCCGGCAGCCCUGCCAUCUUCAGCCUGCACGAGGCUGUCCUCGAGGUGAACUUUGUCCUGGCCACACUAGCAGAUGUGGAAUCGCAGAGCACGUGUCAUGCUGGAGGAGACGGCAGCUCUCGAGGAGGACCCCAUCCUGUUGCUGACGAUUUCAUGAAUGAGGAGAUGGAUUCCUACAUGAUUGCCAUGGAGAACAGCGCCAUGGAACAAAUGCUGUCGGGGACUGAGCUUCCUCCAAACGAUGGUGCCCCACCUCGAAGCCCCACUUUCCCCCUGGCACACAGCAAUAAGAGAGGCCAUGGUCUAGUGGGAGAGGCAGUGUCAACUCACCACGAAGAGGAGGAGGAGGAGGAUGCAGAAAUACCUGCCACACCCCCACACAAGAAGCAGUUCCGCUCGCUGUUUUUCGGCUCCCUGCUCUCAACGAGGGAGAACCCGAGGUUGGUCCUGGGUCAUGAGGUCCUGGCUGAGGCAAGUGACAGUGACAGUGAGACCUGACAUCGGAGAGAACUGGAGCGAGGAGACACCGCACAGUUCCAACGGCAAUCAACUUGGACUCCAGAUUCGAGAAAACACUCAUGGUUCAGCUUGUCCUGUUUUAUCGCAGAAACUGAAACUUCCAUCAGGUUCCCAGGAAGCUCAUUCAGAAUGGGAUUCCAGGAGAGACACUUGCAGCUCCUAAUCAUUGGCUGCGAAGAACAGCCGACAAAGGAUUAUGAAACAUCUAUUUUAAUAGGGGGUUCCUUGUUCUCUCCAAAGUCUGCAUCUCCCAGCCAUUAACGCAAUGAGCCCUUACUCCCCUUGAAAGCUUUACUUAACUGCAUUCCCAGUAAAGGAGCAGAUCACUUGCAGUACACAAUAAACUGUUGAUUCCGAGGAAUCACAUGGUUAAAAAUGCUUUUCAAUCCAGCAAAUGGUUAAAUACACUAGAGCGCGUCAGUAUUUUCCAUAAGUCCCUGAAAUAUAAACCUGUAUCUCCCAAUUUUGUUACAUACAGCGAUAGACUGAUUGGUUUAGUUUGGGAGUGUUGACUAAACAUGGGGAGAAAGGGUCACCACUUUAAAAAGAGGAGGGGGGGGAGAAAUGAAUCCAUCGCAAUUUGGGAAAAUAAAAAAAACAAGUGAAGCUGAUGAUGCUUUCAAGGCAGUGUUAGUUUUUGGGUGACACUGAAUGCAGACGAACUGGCAUCAUUUGUUAUGGGAUCAGGAGGGGCUCAGCAGUAUUAACAAUGAAUUGCAGUUGUAGACAGACCCUUGGAAGAAAAUGAAGACAGAGGGCAGCACAGAAACUGUCUGAAGCUGACUCCAUCAAGAUCUCUCGCUUGCCCUUUGUAGAGUAGCUUUCACCAAUUCCCUGGCAAAGCGGGAAAGCUACACUCUGUUGCUGUGAGAAAUCAUUCUAAGAGGCAGUAGGAAAAUGGGUAUUCUGACCAAAGUAAACCUGUAACCUACAGACUGAUCGUCACAGUCCACAUAACAAUGAGACUUCAUCAAAGAUUCAAAUGGAUUGUGAAACCAACUCCUUUGGGCUUUGAGGUAAGCCCUGGUGUUACAGAACUGUCUUCCUCCAUUGGAGUUAUUCCCCCAGCUCAGUCUGCUUCACUUCAUAUUUCUGUGCACGUGUGUGUACUUGCGAUACUGAAGGGGUAGAGUUUAAGUAACAGAAUUACUAAUCUUUUCUCUUCACUGUUCUUGGGAGUUUCACAAUAAAUGGUAAUUUUCUUUUAA